AUGGCGUCAACAGCCGAGCCGCCUGUGGACUUUGUGUCCGAACUUCCCUCUCACUUAGCGCAACAGGUGCUGGCCCGCCUGGACCACCACCGCGACUUUGCGGCGGCCGGCUGCGUGUGCCCUUGCACACGGUGGCGGCGGCGGUGGUGGUGGCGGCGGGUGGUGCAGGAGGAGGCGGUGUGGCUGGCGGGCUAUGGCCGUCGCUUCCCGGGCUGGGGAUGCGAGCGCACGCUACGCGGCGCCGCCGACUGGCAGGAGCAGGAGCAGCUCAGCUGGCAGGAGCGCUACCGCUGGCGGCUGGGCGUCGAACGGGCGUGGCGCCAGGGGCGGCGACACCUCGUGCACGCCCUAGGCAACCACGCCGCCUGGGUCAAUGCCGUGCGCUUGGUGCCCGGCGGCGGCGGCGUGGCCUCGGGCGGCAGCGAGGGCGCCGUCAACGUCUGGUCGCUGGCAGGAGAGCCGCUGCUGCACGACACCACCCACAGCCAGGCUGUGUGGUCGCUUGACGCCGACCGCCGCCUCGUGGUCUCAGGCAAGCCCCAGCCUGGGCCCAGGAAGGGUGGGGUGCAAGUGCUGGACUUGGAAAGGGGCGAGGUGGCGUUGCGCCUGCCAGCCGGCUGGGGGGGGCUUGCCAGCUUCCCGCCCGACGAGGCCGACUGGCCGCAGUUUGAUGUCGUGACGUCUGUGCAGCUUCUGCCGUGCGGGCAGCAGGUGUUGGCGGGCUGCAUGGACGGCGCCCUGCAGCUGCUGGACCUCCGCAGCCGCCAGCCGGCAGCGCAGCAGCUGGCCUGGGCGCAGGGAGACGCUGCCACUGCCGCCGCCGCUGCUUUUCCGUGGCAGGGUGCCGGCAGCAGCGGCGGCGCCCGCCUGUGCGCCGCGCGCUGCCACGAGCACUUGGUGGUCGCGGGCGGCGACGUGGCGGCGGUCUCGCUUCACGACCUGCGCAUGGGCGGCGCGCGUUUCGCUGAGCUGGCGCUGCCAGCUGGCGCCCACGCCCUGCCCGCCGUCUUUGCCAUGGACCUUCUCUACCCCCGCCUGGCCACUGGUGGCGACGGGGCAGGUGCAGGUGUCUGGGACUUGACACGGCUGGAUGCGGCGCCGGGCGUCCUGCCCGCUGUACCGCCAGCCGCCGCGCAGCCGCCACCUCGCGUGCUGGCCGUCCCCAAGCGACCCGCCAGGCAGGGGCGGCGGUCGUCGGCGGCCGCCGUGGACUGCCUGUUUGCCAGCAACGAGUACAGCUUGCGCCACGGCCUGCACAUGGGGUGUGUGUACGACGUGAAGCUGCUGGAAGACGGCAGGCUGCUCAGCGCCGACCACGCCGGCCACGUGCGGCAGUGGAGCAGCGGGGAGCUGGUUGGGGGGCGCCACCGCCACCACUGCCUCACGCUGGGCCCUGCCUUUGCGCCCAGCGUGGACGACCCUGCCUCUGCCCUGAUCGACCUGGAGUUGCGCGGCUGUGAGCGGCUGUGUGGCGGCCCCAUGCGCCCCGUGGGCAUGCACUGCCUGGACGCGUGCCUGACGCACCUGGCAGUGGCGGGGCGGGACAGCGUGGUGCGCCUGUACCGCUACGGACAGUGA
Molecule: messenger RNA, 1578 nt
Organism: Chlorella variabilis
Lineage: Eukaryota; Viridiplantae; Chlorophyta; Trebouxiophyceae; Chlorellales; Chlorellaceae
Exons: 10
Coding region: 1-1578 (525 amino acids)
Cellular component (GO): preribosome, large subunit precursor
Molecular function (GO): protein binding
Source: RefSeq, a predicted model, not a curated record